Messenger RNA from Rotaria socialis, 1665 nucleotides. The record is from the annotation of a GenBank genome assembly. Lineage: Eukaryota; Metazoa; Rotifera; Eurotatoria; Philodinida; Philodinidae.
AUGUGUGAAGUAACAUCGUCAAAUUUUUUGGAAUUAUUUCCAUUCAUUACUCAACUCAUUGAUCAAUCAUGUUUUCUUGCUAUUGAUACUGAAUUUAGCUCGGUUGAUACGUUUUCUUCAUCAAUAAAAACAAUUAAACAACUGUAUGAACAACGUUCUAGUUUUGUCAAACAAAUAACUAUACUUCAAUUUGGUCUUGCAAUCUUCUCUAAAACAUCUGAACAACAAAAAUAUGAUGUUAAUAUUUAUAAUUUUUACCUUAAUCCAACAUCAAUUCAUCCAAUCGAUGUUGAAUACUCGAUGAAAUCAUCAUCAAUUAAAUUUUUAGCGGAAUUUAAUUUUGAUUUUAAUAAAUGCUUUUAUUCAGGUAUUUCAUUUCUUAAUCAAACACAGGAAGAAAUCUUGGUGAAUCAAAAUAAAUCAUUAUCAAAUUAUAAAUUUUCAAUAAAUGAGCAAAGUUUUUUGAAUAUUUUAUUUGAAAAAAUGAAUGCUUGGUUAAUAACAGCACAUGUUGAUGAUGAAAUGGAAUAUGAAUUCGAUGAAAGCAAUAAAGAUAUAUUAAACGAUUAUUUACUUCAUUUUGAAAUACGUCGGUGUUUUAAAACCAUUUGGACAACUACGAAAAUAAUUGAUGAUAAAAAAAUACUUUUCAUUCAUCAUAUUACGAAAGAAAUAUAUGAACAACAAUUGAAAGAUAAUCUGGAUAAUGAAAAAAAUUUUCAAAUAUUUAUUCAAUCGUUAACUGGUUUUACUAAUCUAAUACGUUAUAUACGAGAUAGUUAUCGAAAACCAAUUGUCGGACAUAAUUGUUUUCUCGAUUGGCUACUUAUUUAUGAUAAGUUUCUUGAUAAUCUUCCACCAAAAUUUGAAGAAUUUCAAAGAUUAUUAAAUCAAAAUUUUCAAUCAUCCCUAUUCGAUACAAAAUAUCUUGCAUUACAAAUGAAAGAAUAUCUAUUUACUCGUCAAAAUCGUUCUAAUAUAAGUAAUUAUAUUGAUAAACUAACAACAGCUACAUCACUGUCAUCUUUAUAUGAUUUAUUAACAUCGAAAUACUAUGAUAGUUUAAUUUUUCUCAAGCCUAUUAUUGAAAUAAACUCAACAAAUCAAUUUCAAUAUCAAGUUCGAAAACAUGAAGCUGGUUAUGAUGCAUUUAUGUCGGGUAUUAUAUUUCUUAAAAUGAUUUAUUUAUAUAAACAAAAACAUUUUAACAAUAAACUUGAUUUCAAUGAACAUCAAUCGAUAUUUGAUAUAUGUUUAAAUGAAAUUCAAAUAUUUAAAAAUCGUUUUUAUUCAACAUUUCUUCCAUUUAUCUCAUUAAAUCGAUAUGAUACAAAUAAAAUUUUCAAGAAAAACACUUUACAACAAUGCCUUGUGAUACAAAAACAUAGUAAAGAAAGAAUAGAUCUGCCAGAUAUUAUAACAAAAUUCAAUGCAUAUUGUACAAUGGAAUAUGAAGUUAAUAGAAAUUUAAAUAAAAUUUAUCUUCUAUUUCAAUCUGAACGUUGUCAACGACAAAUCCUUCAAGAUUAUAUCGAUGAUCCAUUAUAUAAAAUUGAAAAAUUUAAUUGGUUUAAACAUUCGUUAGUUGUGAAAUAUUCAUUUGGAAUAUCAAUAGUAAUGACUGGUAUUUGUAUCGCUUUUCUACUCAAAAAACGUCAAAUAUGA